UUACCAGUGUAAAAAAUGCAGUGUUAAAUGUUAAUAACUCCCAAAAAGUUGAAUUAACAAUCUACAGUGUUGAUGAGUACACCCUGUCUUUGUAGUUGCAGGGUGCAACAUUAUGUGAUUUUAUUUUUACACUAAAAGUGCAAAAAGACGCGCCAAAUUGUCUUGACUCCACCCUCAACGACUGCCUUGUGGGGCAAUUACGCCAUUUUGUCUGCAUGCGACGGAGAAGGUAAGUCUGUUUCUGUGCUUUUCUUGUGUUAACAUUAUUUAAAUAAAAAAUACACAUUAUCUCGAAUACGUUUAGAAAUAACUGUUCUGCUGAUGUUUCUUUUAGGAUUAAGGAUGCUCAUUAAAGUGAAGUUCAACCAUGAACAAAAGUUUGUUAAAGUUUCUGGCGCCGACCUGAAACUCUCUGAUUUUCUGGAUGAAGCCUUUGUGAAAUUCGGAAUUCCCGCCUCCAAACGCGCAGAGACCAGGCUCUACGAUUCGUCUUACACAGAAGUUGAUGAGGAUGUUUUCGAGGAGGUUAUAAAGCAGCCAAAUUUAGGCGUUUUUAUUCUUCGAUUCGAAAACUCGUCACAAGAUUUGGCCCAGGUCCCUUCUGUGACAAGUGAAGAAAGCUCAUUGCAGAAUGCAAACUAUGAAUCUGAUGACACCAGUCUUCUAAGUGAUGGAAGUCCUUCAAGAAAGCAACAGAGGGUUGAAGACGAAGCCAGAAUUUUGGUCCAAAAAAUCCUGCAGACUAAACCUGGUGGAGACGCAAUCAUCAGGGAAUACAACAAAACCAAAAGCUUGACUGACAGCACCAGGAGAAAGAUGAUCAAGAUUCUUACUGCAGAUAUGACUGAAAAACACAGCACAUCUCCACCCAGAAAUAUUAGGGAAAUGUAUGCCCAAGGAAUCGUUGCCCUGUUUCCAUAUCUUCGUGAUCCCUACACAAAGAAUGGAUAUGAACAUUAUUAUGACCCUCAAAGUGGACAAGGUUACCUGACUUGGAAAAUAAAGAACAUUCAGAGGAACAGUGCAUCAUCAGAGAACUGUAGACGUUCCUCACAGUCUUUCAGUGGUGGCCCAACUUCGGAAAGAGAGGCUGCAUCCAGCACAGAUGUUAUUCUCACUGAAGAACAGUGUAGAGAAGCAGUUUCUCUAAUGAAACACACCUCAGAAGUGGACACCAUCAAGAUCAAAAUGAAGGAGACAUUUCAGUACCGUCGCAAGAUGAUUCAAGACCCAAACAGAAGCACUGAUGUGUUGACAGAAUUUCCACGCUUCUUGGAUGUUCAAGGCCUGAUUGAACAGGAUUUUGUUUUGCUCUUUGGUGAAAAGACGACUUCUAAGCUUUUAGAAAGGUGGCCAACUACAUUCAUGCACAAAGUUAUUCAGCAAAGCAAAAGUCUUAACUCCUCCCAAGCUCUUCAGGACUUGAUUGACUGUGCCGAAAUGACUGUGAAGGAGAAUGAAAUAGGGGAUGCAGGAUGGAACAGUGACAUUGCUUCUAUUCUUCUUUUACUUCAUUUGAUCCCACCUUCACCACAAGGCAGAAAGAGACCUGGAAAGAUGUCCGCAUCUCAAGCAGAAAAACACCUCGUCAUCUUCAAAAAGGCCGGUACUAACAUACAAGAGCACCUGGACUCAAUUGAAGAAAGCACACAGCCAUACCUGCUUGCCAUGGGUCCAAAGAAGAACAGCAUUCAUGUAUACUACAUCAUUCUCGACAAGAAAGCCAUACCGUGCAAAUCAGUGAGUGGUCUCAGUGCCUUUGAUGAACUUUUCAAAGCGCACUUUGUGUUUGGUGCAUCUUACAGCAAAGUCCUGCACAACAUGUACACCUUUGUACAAACAACAGUUUUUCAGAUUGACAUUGGGAAAGUCAAAGAGUGCCCAAGAGUUGCUGAACUCAGAGCUAGAUUCCUGCGUUAGAUUUGAUUGCUGGGAAAAAUGAUUUGUUUUGUUUGUUUUUGUUGUCUGAAAAACACAAAUGUUCUUGUUCGACAUCUAAAGUUAAUUCAUGGGCUCUUGCCUGGCAAAUCACUUAGACUGAAAUGUGGUGAAGCAGGUUGCUGUUUAGAAUUUGCAACUUUUUCAGGUUUUCGCAAACAUUUAAAAAGAGUUCAUGAAGCAGGUGAAGUUUUGUUAUGUGUAGAGGAUGAUGCUGUUGUUCAUAAUGCAGUUGGGCUACCAAGUAAUACUGAUGUGGCUACAUGUUCAAAGGACAGUUCUUUGCCAGUUCCCAGCAAAAACACUACCGAUUUGUGUGCAUCAGCAAUAGCACAAUUGCAAGCUGCAGGUGUUAGUCAGACUACUGUUGAUACUUUUGUUAUGUCUAUGGAGGAAGUAGUUCAAGACAUCCAGGAUCAAGUAAAAGAGACCGCUAUAAAAUGCUUAUUUUCAGAAAACACGGACAUUAAAAGUUCAAUUGAGCAGUCAUUUCAUGAAAUUGAAAACCCUUUCACCAUGCUUAAUUCCAUAUCUAAACGAAAAUCAUAUUUUACAAAAAAAUGGGGAAUUGUCCAGCCUGUGGAGAAAGUAAUUGGGGUCAGAUUUGACAGCAGAAAAAACAGGACUACUGGAACUUAUGAGCAAGUUGCAGUGACUGACAAGUUUGCCUAUGUUCCAAUACUCCAAACAUUACAGAACAUUUUAAAGCACCCAAACACCACAUGCAGGUUCAAGUCAGGUUUACCUAAUAAAAAGGGUAUUUACUCUGAUAUUGAAGAUGGACUGUACAUAAAAAGUAAUCCCCUGUUUUCGACUGAAAAAAAUGCACUUCAGAUUCAAUUGUAUUAUGAUGAAUUCGAAACUGCCAAUCCUUUGGGCUCAAAAAAGGGAAUUCACAAAUUAGGCGGUAUAUAUUUUACUUUGAGAAAUUUCCCACCACAAUUUAAUUCAUCUCUAACAAACAUACAUUUAUGUGCACUUUUCCAUGCCCAAGACAUCAAAACAUAUGGAUUUGAUGCAAUAUUGGAACCUAUUGUCAAUGACAUAAAAGUCCUUGAAAACAAGGGUAUACAAGGACCUGCUGGUUUUGUGCGUGGAAGCAUUGUCCAAGUAACGGGAGAUAAUCUUGGUUUACAUGGCCUUUUUGGAUUUGUUGAAUCUUUUAGAGCUCGGAAUAACUGUAGGUUUUGUCUCACUGAAAGGGAAGAUUAUCAAACUGUGUUCUGUGAAGAUGAGCCAAAUGUAACUUUCCGCACCAAAGAAACACACGUACGACACUGUGAAGCUCUACAAUCAGACCCAACACUACAACAUGUUUGUGGUGUGAAACGUACAUGUUUGUUAAACACUCUGCAGUACUUUAAUAUAUCAGACAACUUUUCUGUAGACAUAAUGCAUGAUAUUUUAGAGGGAGUUGCUCAGUUUGAAUUAAAACUUGUUUUAAAGUAUGUUCAAGCUAAUUUUUUGACAGCGAAAGAGUUGGAUGGCAGAUUAAAUUCAUUUAAUUAUGGGUACAUGGAGAGGAGAAAUCGGCCUCCUUCUGUAAAACUGGAUGACGAGAGCAAUGAUUUGGGCAUAAAUGCAAUACAGUGUUGGUGUCUACUUCGAAAUGUGCCGCUGAUAUUUGGUGACAUUGUGCCCCAAGACGAUAAAUACUGGCAAUUACUACUACUUUUACUACAAAUAGUGAACAUUGUAUUUUCUCCCAUUUUAACUGAAGGACUUACUGUUUAUUUGAAACACUUAAUUACUGAGCAUCACAGGCUGUUCAAGUGCUUAUUCCCAGGAAAGAAUCUGCUGCCUAAACAUCAUUUAAUGUGUCACUACCCUCGGUGUAUACGAAAUAUUGGGCCUAUUGUUCACAUGUGGUCAAUGCGAUACGAGUCCAAACACAAUUUCUUCAAGACUCAACCAAAAUGUUUCAAGAACAUAACUAAGACGCUUGCCAAAAAACAUCAGAAUUUCAUGGCAUAUAACUGGGAAGCCUUUAACCAUGACAGAAUUGUACUUGGACCAGGAAAGAAUGUGUGUGUCAGUGACUUGAAUGAAAGUGUUCAGAUUGCAUCUAAGUUGAACAUUCCUACAGAAACAAAUGUUCUCUCAGUGAAAUGGGUGAAGUAUAAUGGAACUGAAUAUCGUUCUACCUUAGUUAUUUGUGGUCAGGUAGACCUUGAUUUGCCAGUGUUUUAUAAAAUCAGGGAUAUUAUUGUCAGAAAUGAAUGCGUGUUACUGGUUACAUCGCAGCUCAAAACUGUUUGUUUUGAUGAACAUCUUUUUGCCUACAGAAUUGAUCACAGACCCAGCGCAUCUCUGAAAGUGUUUACUGUCAGUGAACUCACUUAUUACAAACCUUUUGAUGUGCAGAUGUCCUAUGGGUCUGAUAAUUUCUUUUGUUUUGUUGUACCCUACUGUAAUCUUAUUCAAAUUUAGCUGUCACUUGUUCAUGUCUCUGUGAAGUUAAUGAGUUUGUUUUAUCCAUUUUGUAUUUCUGUGCAACCCCUCAUGAAUUUGACUGAACUGUUGAAUGUUGUUUUAAAGUAGCCACUUUGCCCAGUUUUUAAAUAAAAAAUAGUUGU
Carassius auratus (goldfish) is the source of this 4514-nucleotide messenger RNA. RefSeq lists its product as uncharacterized. Bases 322 to 1920 code for a protein of 532 amino acids. NCBI's taxonomy places the organism in Eukaryota, Metazoa, Chordata, Actinopteri, Cypriniformes, Cyprinidae. The transcript is spliced from 9 exons. The record is from RefSeq and is a predicted model, not a curated record.